Gadus morhua (Atlantic cod) is the source of this 1327-nucleotide messenger RNA. RefSeq names its product RIB43A domain with coiled-coils 1 (gene ribc1). Bases 117 to 1238 code for a protein of 373 amino acids. The record is from RefSeq and is a predicted model, not a curated record. Lineage: Eukaryota; Metazoa; Chordata; Actinopteri; Gadiformes; Gadidae. The transcript is spliced from 8 exons.
CAGCGAAACUAAGCAUGCGCAGAAUGUAACUAUGGUUACCUAGAAGUCUAACAGAAGAACAUGGUGAAGAGUUGACUUUCCACAGGCGUUAUUAAUUGCAACUGUAAAGUCAGAACAUGUUCGCGAUGGAUUUCCCAGUGGACGGCUCCAGAGAGAAGGCUGUGGAGGGCAGACGAGCCGCCGAGGCUGAGCGCAAGGCCCGCAUCUUCAGCACACGGAGUCGGGUGAUGGGCGUGGAUCUGAGUACUUUGGAUCAGCAGGUGGAGGAGAGACAACUCCAACGAGACGCAGAGAGACAACGAGAAAAAGCUUUCGGGCACCUGAGAAGCAGUCAAGAUAGAGCGCAACUGGAACAAGACAGAGAAGAGCAGGAAAACCUUUCUGCAAUAAAUAGUGACCUUGCUCAGUAUUGGGCCACUCAUCAGCGAGUAGAAGAUUCCCGUGAUGCCGAUCUCAUAUGUUACCAGCAGGGGGCGUCCAAGUUCACGAUCCCAGAGGAUGAGCUGGGGCCAUCCAGUAUGCAAGUUUUCCUGGGAGAGGAUGCAGAAGCUAGCCAAAGGAGGAGGGAACAGAUAGUGACGACGGAGAGAGAGUUGCAGGCGCAGAAGGAGGACGCAGAGACGAGGCGAACGAAGGAGAGGCGUAUCGAGGAUCUCGUAAUGAAGACACUGGUGCAUCAAGACCUGAGGGCGGUUGAACUGGAAGCACAGGAAGAAGAGUGUAGGAGAGCUGUCCGCAUGGCGCUCAGCAACUACAAUCAUGCCCUGGCUGCAGAGCGGACGGAGACACUGAGGGAGCAGCACCGGAAGGACGAAGGGCAGAGUCUGGCCGAGAUGGGCCACAUGGUGACCUCUGACAUACUGACCGAGUGCCCCGAGGCGGCAGAGAGGGGGCAGGGCCGGGUGCUGACGGACAGGUGGCGGGGGAUGACUCCUCAGCAGCUGAGCGCCAUCUAUAGGGAGAGGGAGGAACAGCGGCUCCGCAGACAGAAGCAGCAGGAGACUGAGAGGGCGAGGGAGGCCGCCUGGGACCUUGAGCAGAUGAGUCUGGCCAGGAGGGGGGAGGAGGUGGAGAGGAAAGAGAGAGAGCUGCAGAGAGAUAGGAAGAUUGAGCUGGACCAGUACAACAUGCGGCUAGCCAGGGAGCAGCAAGCACAUCAGGAGUAUCUGGACAAGAAGCUGUACACCAACAAGCCCAGUGGAGACUAUUUUAACCAGUUCAACACCACCUCACGCUGAGUACUGCAGCUCACACGAGACUCUGCCAACCUCCCCUGAGUAUACCUAUAGAUUUGCAGCAAAUAAAGGGUGUAUUCCUCUCCUGCAAA